GCAGUGGUGGAGAAGAACGUGUACGUCAUUUUCAUAAUGGCGGAGGCUGGUUGAGGAGGAGUGUGUGUAAGUGAAGCGCCGCCGUAAUCGUUUGAGCUACAUUGCCCGUAAUACGUGCACGGUGCCCGAAAAUGGCCCUGAACCCCAACGCGGUGGGGAGAAGGGACUCAGAAAGUACCGCGACGGACGAAAUGCAGCUGGAGGGAGGCGAACCCUUGAAGAAAUCAGCCGCCACCUCGGCCACAGCCAACCAAAAUGGCGAUCAGCCUGGAUGUGGAGACGGUGUAAUGCCCGAGAAAGAAGCCCCUGAGCGGCGCAGGAGCGUGCAGGCAGAUGCCCGGAGCUUUGGCAGUUCCGCCUCGCAAGGCCAGAGACCGAGCGAGGAGCUGCCACGGAAGAAUUUCCAAAUCCCGAGGAAGAUAAGAGAACGGAAAGGCUUGUACCAGUUCCUGCCCCCUGACAGCCGGGAGUUUGAAGACCUUGUGAAGAUCUUCUCCUCGUUUUACCUCGACUCCUCAUCACGAGGAACCUUCUCCUACUGCAAGGCAAGGCUCAUUCACAAUGAGCUGCUGGAGAAGGAGUUCAUCGAGAAGCGGAGAGAGAUGAAGCAGGAGGGGCGGACGGAACCGGAGCUGACCGAGUCAUACUGCUUCCUUUUCCCAGACAAAUCCAAGCUCCAGUGGAUCUGUGAGAAGGGUCUGUCGGUGGGACACUCCAGGAUUACUACACUAGGAAACAAUUCAACGGGUGUUUAUGUCUCAAAAUAUUCUGAUCUGUUACAAAUCAAUCCCUUCGAAGUGGGCUCGUCUGGAGACAUAAUCAUUUUCAAAGUCAUGAGGGGCCGAAUAAAGCACAUCCAUGAGAACAUGCCUAAGAACGCUAUGGAACCGAAUCAAAAGUUUGACUCUCACUUGUCCAAAAGUGCCAAUAGGGUUACGUCUUUGCUGUCUUACAGGGCUUUUGAGCUCACACAGCAAUAUUUUUUUGAGUUUGCAUUCGAUGAGAUCAAGGCACGACCCAGGCACGUGUGCCCCUACGCUGUGGUUUCCUUUCAGUACAAAGGCAAGGAGGCUGCAGCAACUCCUAUGACUUCACACAGGUUCAACACCAUUUCACCUGAAGGAAGGCGAGGGAAAAGCUGCUACACUGUGUGGAGUGGUGUACUGGUGAACAAGGGCCAGGAGUUAUUCCCAAUCUGUUUACGAUCCUCCUCGCGCUCCUACCUCCCUUACAAACUGCCUGAGAAGCUGUCGCUGAGUCGAGGUAUGCAGCUGGAGCAGGUGAAGCGAAAGAUCCCCUCUGUGCUUUUUUCUUGGGACACUUACAGCGCAUCACGGGAAGUGAUGAGGUGUGGGAUGUCCUGCAGCCUGUUCGAUGUGACUGACGGAAAAGGAAAACCAACCAAUGGUAGCUUGGCAGCGCUGGUCCACAAACUGGAGAGGGACAGGAUGGUGCUGGUGAAGUCCUUGUUUGACAGGGGCUUUCUGUUCCUGUUGUCCUCAUCGCAGAUGGUGGAGUCCAAAGAGCGGCGGGGGCGCGUUGAGAAGAACCUGCAAGCAUUAUUCAUCUUUCAGGAGUCAAGGAUGGUUGUCAAGUAUUCAUCCAGACUGUGCGAGCCAGAGACGCUGGAGCCCAAGCCUGCUACCGUGUCCUCGAUGGAACCUUUCAUCCCCGCUCUUCACUACGCGCUGUUCAAGCUGCGGCCCAACCCUGGCAAGGACCUGAGCUCUGGGGUGGAGCGCCAGGCCACAGACUACCUAACUCGUAUGGAAUCGGGCACGGUGCGACCCUUCAUUCCGCCCGAAUACAAACAAAACGUGGACGAAAGGACCAACCCGCUCCAAGUGCCCAGACCCAAAUUUAACAUGGAAGCCGUGCUGCAUUCUUACGUCAAAAACCCCGCAAACUCGAUUUUACCUCUGAACAAAAUGAAGGACAUCCGUGAAAGGAUACAGCACCCAACACCCAUCCCCACACCUGCCCCGGCCCCAGUGGAAUACAGCCCCGUUUCCGACUGGGGCGGCUCGGACAGGGGCUCAGACCGGGCAGAGAGACCCGCAGAGAGACCCGCAGAGAGACCCGCAGAGAGACCCGCAGAGAGACCCGCGGAGAGGCCUCCUCCAGAGAGGCCCGCACACGAGAAGCCCCCCCCGGACAGCAGCAAGCGGAGACAGGGGUUGGCCCAUUCUAACGGGGCCCAGCCGCAGCCCAAGACGAACAUUGAGACCCCGGCUCAGGCCCCUCAGAAGUUGAAGCUUUCCCACAAUGAGUACGAUAAGGACAAGAUGAAACAGUUGCUCAAGCUGAUCCAGCUUCAUAAGAAGGCACUUCCCCACAAGGAACUGGGAGAGGACGCCAACAGUCUAAAGAGGAAGUUUGAGGGAGAGGAGAUGGGGGGCAUGAACAAACACCAACGCACAGACCCGCAUAGCAACGGGGAACCAAGCAGAGGAGCCACAGCAGAUGAGAUCGUUGAUGAGGGCGGGCAGAGCGACAAUCUGACAGCAGUGAUGGAGAGCAUGGGCAUCUAUGACACGGACCUGAGGGCCCAUGGCAACGCAAACCCCACGGCAGUCAACGACACUCAGCGUCUGCUCAAGAUCCUCCUGGCCACUCUCAACAAAGCCAUGGCUCAGGGUGCGAUGGCGGUGCCGCCAAACCCCGGGGAACCAUCGACAGGUUCAGGGAGGGCUGAGCCGGACCUCACCAAACUAAAUGAGCCUGUACCUCAGACGAACUACACAGAGGAGGACAUGGACUGUAGCCCUGGUAGUCCACUCAGCCUCGGAUCCCCAACAGAGCAAGCUCACGCCUCAGGCAACCCAACAUGGGUUCCCCCCGCUAAUGAAGACAAAGCACGGCCUUUUCCUGAGCCGAAGCCCGAGCCUAAGCCUGAGCCAGUAUCUGUGACGAUGGCAGACAGCUACCCAGAGCCCAAGACCCCCGCAGCGGUGAAAGUAAAAAAGGCGGUCGCACCCCCCACGGUACCAGUCGUAGAGGAAGUUCCCUUCAGGCCCUCCAUCAGCCUGGACACCAUACUCAACCAGGAGAUUCACAGUCUCACCUCUAACAUCAAAAACAUCAUGCAGAUUCAGCACAUUUGCUAUUCUUCGCGGCUCUCCCCGAGGUUGCUCCCUCGCCACAGCUGGCUGCCCAACAGCUGCUUCUCCGACUUUGUGAUACCCUACGUCUCGCCCGUCCCCACUCAAGGGGAGGUCAAAGCACUGUGUGAGAAGAUGGACAAGCUGAUCCCCAGCCCACCUGCUCCCCCCAAGGUCACUUCUCCACCUCCCGCAGUCACGACAUCUAAUCUUACCACACCACCCCCCACCCCCGUACAGACUCCUAAAAGUAAAGCAGACCCCUCCCUGUCAAAAAGCACCCCCUCCUCUCACGGUGGUAAAACGGGCACUGUCAAAGGAUCCGCUAAGUCUAAAUCAGAGGGCUCGUCGGGAAAGGUUAAGGGAGAGCUCUAUUCUCCCUCUCAGGUCACACCAGACUCUCCAGAGCUGAAGACCCAUAAAAAGGACCCUCCUUCUGGGAGUGGACCGGGCCUGCUGGCUGGCAGCCUCAUCGGUCAGCUGAAGCCUGAGGUGUUCAGCAGCCUGGUGGAGAUCUUUAAGGACGUCACCAAGAAUACGGUCAAAUUCUACAUCUACUCCGGGGACGAGGGGGACGAGAGUUCCGUCUGCAAGGAAAUCAAGGACUACUUGAAGAGUCUCGGCAACAGCGAGUGCAGCCCGCAGACGUUUCUGGAGAACAGCAGCAGCUUAGAUAAGCUCCUCAUCAUCAUUCAGAACGAGGACAUCGCUGCACACGUGCACAAGAUCCCAGCACUGGUGUCUUUGAAGAAGUUGCCCUCAGUGAGCUUCGCUGGAGUCGACACUCUGGACGAUGUCAAGAACCACACUUAUAACGAGCUGUUUGUGACCGGAGGCUUCAUGGUGUCUGAUGAGUUCGUCCUCAACCCUGACCUUAUCACGCAGGAUCGUUUGCAGGGGCUGCUGAAGUUCUUGGAAGAGCAGAGCACCCCUGAACACCCCUGGCAGUGGAAGGUGCACUGCAAGUCCCAGAAGAAGCUUAAAGAACUGGCGAGGUUAAACGCCAACGCCAUGGGGCUGCUAAACCUCCUCACCGUGUAUCAGAAGAAGCACCUGGUGGAGUUCCUCCCGUAUCACGAGUGUGACACCCAGUCACGUCAGGCUCCAGACCUGGAAUGCCUGAUCAAGCUCCAAGCUCAGCACACACAGCAACGGCACCUUAUCUUCCUCACAGAGAGGCCAUUUGAGAUGUUCCUGCAGUAUUCCAGAAAUGGGAUUGUGAUAGGGAGCAUUGAUGAUGUUAUGAGCGGUUUCCACAGUCUCAUUGGCUCCAUCAAUCAGAAUGAGCUCCCGACACCGCCCUCCACAGUAGUAAACGCUGAGUGUGUGGAAGAGGAGGACAUGUCAUUAGACUCUGAUGAUGGUGAGUCAAACACCAUAUUGGAUCCCUCAGAGCAGAACAAGGCAGUUCAGAGCGCUCCGCAGCCGCCCCCACCGGAGACGGAGGAGUUUCGUCCUCCGCUUCCAGACCAGCAGGCGACUCCUGAUAGAACUCCAACGCUGUCUGACUACAGUGCUCUCAAGACAGCCAUCUCUCAGUUCAAAGCCACCAACCAGAUGGGAAUAGGCUCUUCAGACAUUGGCAGCUUAUCCCCGGGCAGUUUUCCUGUGAAUCCUCACCAGAGCUUCCUGUGUCCUUCAGCCUCGUGGUCCUCCUACACUGGCUCCUCCAGCUAUGCAGCCUCCCCCGCCUACCCUGCCUCGCCCUGCAGCAGCACCCAGGAGCAGGAGUAUCGGCCUGUCCCAGCUCCAGCCUCUGCCUCAGCAGGACCUCUAGCCAACCUGGCUUCCCUCCCCAUGGAGGUCAGACCCCCUCCUCCACCUCACCUCAUGAUGCUGGGACACACAUAUGGCUCAGACACCGGAGGAGCUGGGCCUUCUGGGAACUCUCCGCUCACCACCACGCAGCCCUACACAGACCACAAUGACUCAGCCCAGCCGGGUUACAUGACCGGCAUUCCAUCACAUGCUGGCGGGACCCCUACGCAACAAGACAGGACACACAUUGGACAUGGGGAGGGUCCAUGGGGGUCAGCAGGUGUCAGUACUUUUCAGACUGCCAGCAGCCAGGGUGGGGUCACUGCUGGCCAACUGGACCCAAGCGGGCUCACUAACACUGGGGAAACCCUCGGAGGAAACACCCCUGGUAGUCAGGGGGGCAGUACUCCGGUGAAUUGCACCAACAACCUUGGAGCCUCUGUGGGCUUACCCACAAUGGCCACCAGGGGGGGCUCGAUGGUCAGACCUAAGCUGCCUCCACAUCUAAUAAGCGCUGUGGGUUAUGGUUGCAUCCCUGGACAGAUGGACCAUGGGCCCAUGAGGGGGGGAAUGGGUCCUGGUUCUUUAGGGGGCUAUCGGGGCAGAGGACUUCCUCCAGUAGGGCUUUGGCCACGGCCUGGACGAGGACAUGAUCGGGGGAACGGGUCUGGAGGUGGACCCUGCUCAUGGGGUUACCCAGCAGGCAGGGGGAGGGCACAGGACUACUACUCAGACUACACAUACACUCACAACUAUCCUCCUGAAUAGACAAUCAUGUUUGAAGGGGCAACACAACAGCCAACCUCCAGAGACUAUAAGUGCUGGCUGAAUGUAAAUAUUUUCUUGUCAUAAACACAUUUAUUUGAAUCAGUAAAUAAGGAUCCUGGUUUUUCUACAUUAAUAAAAAUGGAUACAGGCAGUGCAGAGUGUCCUACUGUUGUGUAAACUGUAUGUACCCUCUUUCCAUGUGAGCUAUUUGAGACACUGUUCAAACCACUAUAUUUAUAUUUGCCAGCAAAUGUUAAUGGCCUUCCAGCUUCUUGGAAUUUAACUUGUAAUUUCUGUUUCAUUCUGUAAUUCCAGGUUUUGAAACGGUAAGGGGAAAGACUGAUAUUUUUUUAAGGAAAGAAAAAAUAGUGAAUGAAAUUUCUCUUUUGCUGAUUGUUUCCUUUUUUUUUCUUUUAUUUUACAUAUUUGGUUGUCCAAAAUUCUAUUGAAAUAAACAAAUCAAGUUGUUUGUGUGACCAGUAUGACAGUGUCAAGCAAACUAUUAAAAAUAUGAAUUAGAACUGUC
This is a messenger RNA of Gymnodraco acuticeps, 6153 nucleotides long. RefSeq names its product transcription activation suppressor b (gene tasorb). Gene Ontology annotation, molecular function: chromatin binding. The coding region runs from base 132 to 5627 and encodes 1831 amino acids. The transcript is spliced from 23 exons. Gene Ontology annotation, cellular component: heterochromatin; nucleoplasm. Gene Ontology annotation, biological process: negative regulation of gene expression, epigenetic; protein localization to heterochromatin. NCBI's taxonomy places the organism in Eukaryota, Metazoa, Chordata, Actinopteri, Perciformes, Bathydraconidae. The record is from RefSeq and is a predicted model, not a curated record.